Molecule: messenger RNA, 1071 nt
Organism: Fonsecaea nubica
Lineage: Eukaryota; Fungi; Ascomycota; Eurotiomycetes; Chaetothyriales; Herpotrichiellaceae
Exons: 2
Coding region: 1-1071 (356 amino acids)
Biological process (GO): lipid biosynthetic process
Molecular function (GO): oxidoreductase activity; iron ion binding
Source: RefSeq, a predicted model, not a curated record
AUGGACAUCGUUCUGGAAAUCGUUGACACUCUCCUCCUCGAUCGUGUCUAUGCCACACUAUUACCUGCCAGUCCAUCGUCUUACCUUCAACAGAAGUUCAACAAUGCCACAACUUCUACGUUCUCGAGUUUGCGGGAAAGCGCGACCGCUGCACCUCAAUAUACAUACAUCUAUGAACCCGCUUCGCGCUUUGUCAGUUUGGACCCGACGGAGUGGACAUACAGAAGCUCAUGGCCUCGCGACAACAUCUUCAGACAAGGGAUUAGCCUGUUCUUCAUAGUUUGGUUUUUUGGGCUCGUCCUCUACUUUCUCUGCGCCUCGCUUUCGUACUUCUUUGUCUUUGACAAAGCGACCUUUAAACAUCCCAAAUACUUGAAGAAUCAGGUCCGCAUGGAGAUCGCCCAAGCCAAUCGCGCCAUGCCGCUCAUGUCCCUGUUAACCGCAGCCUGCAUGCUUGCUGAAGUGCGAGGCUACUCUAAACUCUACGAUCUUCCUAGCGAUGCUCCUUUUGGAUGGUACAACGUCCUCCAGUUUCCCUUCUUCGUCCUCUUCACCGAUUUCGGCAUCUACUGGAUUCAUCGAGGGCUGCACCAUCCGCUGGUCUACAAAACUCUCCACAAGCCGCACCACAAAUGGAUUGUCCCAACGCCUUACGCUUCGCACGCUUUCCAUCCUCUCGAUGGCUUCGCCCAAUCCAUCCCGUACCACGUUUACCCUUUUCUGUUCCCGUUGCAAAAAUUCGCCUACAUCGCCCUCUUCGUCUUCAUCAACAUUUGGACCAUCUUCAUCCAUGACGGCGAAUACUACUCCAAUUCUCCCUUGAUCAACGGCGCUGCGUGCCAUACCAUGCAUCAUCUUACGUUCAAGGUCAAUUUCGGGCAGUUUACCACGCUGUGGGAUCGACUGGGGGGUAGCUAUCGGAAGCCAGAUGAAGAGUUGUUUAGACAGGAGACCAAGAUGGGGAAGCAGCAGUGGGAAAAGCAGAGUCGAGAGAUGGAAAAUAUCGUAAAAGAAGUUGAGGGGAGCGAUGACCGGAGUUAUUUGGCCGAUGAUGUUAAAAAGAUUCAGUGA